This is a messenger RNA of Rhododendron vialii, 4432 nucleotides long. RefSeq lists its product as uncharacterized. The record is from RefSeq and is a predicted model, not a curated record. Lineage: Eukaryota; Viridiplantae; Streptophyta; Magnoliopsida; Ericales; Ericaceae. The coding region runs from base 384 to 4253 and encodes 1289 amino acids. The transcript has 15 exons.
UCUUUCUAUCUCUCUCUCUCUCUCUCCUCUGCGAAGAAUCUCCACGACGACAGCUUCGAAGCAAAGGCAAAAGAAAAAAAAAAACAAAAAACCCUAGAAAGAGGGGGGAGAAAAAUCAGCAACCAGUUCGAUCCGUACUUCCUCUCCCUGUUCGAUCUUUUAACUUCGGUACGUUUCGAGUCAUCGAACACUUUCUCACGUUGACUUAAUUCGAGUGAUUAUUAGUUGAUAAACCGUAGAUUGCUUUUCUAAGUCGGGCUAGGGUUUGAGGAUUUGUCGAGUUAUUACAGUCAUGAGUUCAAGAGUAGUUGAUUCAAAUGCUGAAACAAGAUGUUGAGGUAAAACUGUUUGCCCAUAUCAAUCAGUGCGUCUGUGUUUGAACCAUGGCGGGAAAUGCAAGGUUUGAGUUAAAUUUGGGCAGCCAACAACCGGAAUUUGGAGAGAACUAUAUAAACAGACCAAGAGAAAACUACCCUGGCUCGAGUUUGGGUAGGUCUAGAAGCUUCCGAGAGGGUGGUGAGAACCGGAUGUGCAGUUCGGGGGUAGGUGCAGGCGGGGAGAGUGGGUUGCUAGCAGGGAGUUUACCUCCCCUGCCCCUGUGUCUGAUGCUAGAGCCCAUCACAAUGGGCGAUCAAAAGUAUCCAAGGACAGGUGAAUUAAGGAGGGUUCUAGGCUGUUCUGCAGGGACCGCGUCGGAAGAAAAUUAUUUUGGAGCUACUAAUCCGAGGCCUUCACCACUGGCCGUGGAGGACUUAAAGCGUUACAAAGAAAGUAUUAUAGACUCCAAUAAGAAAGCCAGGGGUAGAUCAAGAAAGUUGGAUGAACAUUUGCAGAAAUUGAACAAGUAUUUUGAAGUUGUGAACUGCAAAAAGCAGCAAAGUAAUGAGCAAUCAACGCAUGAACGAUCAGGUGGAUUGAACUUGAAGAUGGGAACCCAGAUCCAUAGAAACCCUCCAGAUCUUGUAACUGAAAAAGAAGAGGAUUGGGCUAAGAACGUUGUUCCUAAUAAGCGUGUACGCACGUCACUGGCAGAAACACGGGCAGAGUGCCGGAAUAAUGGAUUUGCGAGGCAGCCUUUGGUCAUGGCAAAAGAUCGUGAUAUGCUCAAGGAUAAUAAUGCUUCUGAUCUGGUUGAAGAAAAGAUUCGCAAGCUACCUACUGCAGGGGAAGGGUGGGACAAAAAAAUGAAAAGAAAACGUUCAGUGGGCCCAGCGGUUAUGAGACCUGUGGAUACUGAAGGACAAUCGAAAAGGUCUGUGUAUCAUAAGGGUAGCAAUGAAUCGGGCUUGCAAUCUUGUGAUGCUCGUAGUUUCAGAUCAGGUUCUUCUAAUGCCAUAAAUGGCAGUAACAAGUUAGAUGGCAAUCCUUUGCCUGCUGGUUCUUUUGCACGCACAAUGUUAAAGAAUGGACAGGAAAAGGCAAUUCUCAUGAGGGAUUUCACAGCUGGAUCGAAUAAGGAUAAAGUUCUUGCAAAGGGAAACAAUAAGUUACAUAUCUGUGAGGACAAUCAUAUUGUCAGUUCUAGUCCAGUGACAAAAGGAAAGGCAUCCAGGGCACCCCGGUGUGGCUCUGUAACUGUUGCCAAGUCAUCUCCAAGUACUCCCCGUGUCUCUGAGGCACCUGAGAACUGGGAACAGCCUCCAAGUGCUAGCAAAGUCCAUUCAAUUGGUGGGGCCGACAUUUGCAAGCGUGCGAUACCCUCAGCAUCAUCUUCUCCACCCAUGGCUCAAUGGGUUGGCCAGAGACCGCCAAAAAAUUCUCGCACCAGGAGAGCAAAUCUCGUGUCGCCGGUCUCAAACCAUGAUGACAGGCAGAUAUCGUCUGCUGGGUGUUCUCCUUCUGAUUUUAGUUCUGGAUUAAAUUCUAGUGGAAUGAAUGAUCAGCAUCCCUUCAGCAGUAUGGUUAAUGGCACCCAGCAGUUUAAAGUGAAACUUGAAAAUGGUCCACCCCCUGCCAGAUUUUCUGAGAGCGAAGAAUCUGGUGCUGGUGAAAACAGAUUGAAGGAGAAAGUUACGGUUAGUGACGUAAUGGAGGACAAGAUUGUUUGUGAUGCUCAGAAUGGUAGUCCUUCAGUAAUUCUUGCAAAGAAGAAUAAAUCUGUCAAUAAGGAUGAAUUUACCGCUGGUGUGAGGAGACAAGGGCGGGGUGGAAGGGCUUCAUCAUUUUCUACAUCUAAUAUUUCACCACUAAGGGAGAAGGUAGAGAGUGCAACCACCAUUAAGCCACUUCAAAGUACAAGGCCUGGAUCUGAUAAGCAUAGAGGUAAGGCAGGCCGUCCAGUAAAAAAGGUGUUCGAUCGCAAAGGCUUUUCCCGGCUUGGGAAUAUUCCGCAUGGUGGUUCCCCAGGUUUUACCGGGGAAUCAGAUGAUGAUCGGGAAGAACUCUUAGCAGCUGCCAAUUUUGCCCGCCAUGCUAGUUAUCACGCUUGCUCAAGUUCAUUCUGGAAGAAAGUGGAACCAAUUUUUGCUUCUGUCAGCUUACAGGACAGGUUGGACGUUUCAGGACAGGAUGAAAUUUCUGGAUCUGAAACAUUUGGCUCUGGUGGAAUAGAUAAAAGCCUGCAAAAUCAAAUUGAUUCAGAGGAGUCUGCUAAGAUCGUGGAGUUUAUUUAUAAAUUCCAAGAUUUUGAUCCUUUAUAUGGCAAAUUAGAGUCAGAAAGAAGAUUGAGCAAAGUUACCCCUCUGUACCAAAGAGUAUUAUCAGCUCUGAUUGUAGAAGAUGAAAUUGAAGAAGUUGAAGAAAACAGCAUAGAGAGAAAUAUGUCGCUUCAAUACGUUACAAAUGAUAUACAUCGUGAUGCAGAACCCAGGAAGAGAGGUAGAAUGGAAUUUGAACAUGGGUCAACAUUAGGUGCCCAAACUUGGAAACAAGGUACUGGAAACGGAUUUGUUUCUUGUAAUGGGAGUGACACCUCUAAUAGGAACACAUUUCUCCAGCAUCCUCCGCAGAAUGACCUGUUGCCAGAAGAGAGUGGAUGUGUGUAUUCAGAGGUUGGGGUGUUGGCUGGGCUCUCUGGUAAUGAUCUGGAUGGCCCACAAAUGGUCCUAACAAAUGGUUGUGGCAUAUCGUACUCCAAUAGCCAAUAUGAGAAGAUGUGUAUUGAAGAAAAGCUCUUGUUGGAGCUGCAGAGUAUUGGCCUAUGCCUGGACGCAGUGCCUGAUUUAGAUGAUAGAGAGGAGGAAGGGACUAAUGAAGAGAUUGUUCAGCUGAAGAAUGUACUUUACCAACAGAUCGGUAAAAAGAAGGUCUGCACGGAUAAAGUAUACAAAUCCUCUCCACAAGGAAAGGAGGCUGAAGCACGGGAACUUGAGCAGGUUGCAAUGGAUAGACUUGUGGAAUUGGCUUACAAAAAGAUUUUGGCCACUCGUGGAAGUAUUGCUUCUAAAUAUGGAAUUCCUAAGGUGUCGAAGCAUGUUGCUUUGGCUUUUGCAAAGAGGACUAUUGCGAGGUGUCAGGCAUUUGAAGAUUCAGGAACGAGUUGCUUUAGCGAACAGCCACUUAGGGAUGUACUAUUUGCUGCACCUCCUCUGGUCAAUGAAGCAGAACCUUCAACUUGUGAUGACCUUGGAGUUGGAUCCUUCAAUGGAACGGCCAAGCGGCAUGAACAUCACAGCGGUUCUUUAGAUGCAUUGGAAAAUUCCACCAAUCCAUCCAAUAAAGGUGGACGAAUAUCAAACAGAUGGAAGAAGAAAGAAGUAUUGCUUGAUGAUGUUGGUGACAAUUCAACCUUGAGACCCCCAUCAACUCUUGGUAGCACACUUUUGGGUGGAGUGAAGGGAAAGAGAAGUGAGAGAGAGAGGGACAAAGACAUGUCAAGCAGAAACACUGUUGCCACACCUGGCCAACCAUUCUGUAGGGGAAAAGCAAAAACAAAGCCCAAGCAGAAGACAGCUCAGCUAGCAACAUCACGAAACGGAUGCGGUAACAAUAUCACCAAAAUAGCACAUCCUGUGUAUCCCUCAGGGUCUAGUUCCGGUGAUUUGGUCGCUAAUGGUGGCAGCAAAAAAAGAGAGGUAGGGUUGAUGGGCCCCAGUGCCAUUCGUCAGGAUUCCCUUAAGGAGACAGAGGAACCCAUGGAUUUUAGAAAUUUGCAGCUGCCUGGAAUAGACUCAAUAGACGAACUAGGUGUUGGCAAUGACCUAGGAGGACCUCAAGAUCUCUUUUCUUGGUUGAACUUUGAUGAAGAUGGUUUACAAGACCAUGAUGAAGAGGGCCUUGCAAUACCUAUGGAUGACCUUUCGGCCUUGUUUUGAUGAUGACGCAGUCAUUGUACAGUCUUUUGGAAAAUCUAGACGAGAAGAAUUGUUUUCUAUCAUGUAUUUCAGCCCAAUUGGCACUUGUAAUUAUGUUCAUUCUUGUAUACUUUUCUACACAAGUCUCAGUGUUUAUGUGAUCCGGGUAAUUUGUUAGUAUGACUUACAAAUUCUUUCAA